AUGAUGGAGAGCAUUGAGGAGGAUUUCGUCCAUUCCCAAUAUGGCCAUGGAUACUUUGCGGAUGUGGAUGCUAUUCGUGAACAAGAGUACCCUCUUCUCAAUGGAACAACUUAUCUGGAUCACGCCGGAACAACGCUCUAUGCAAAAUCGUUGAUCGAGUCAUUCUCGGGUGAUAUGAUAUCCAAUCUCUUCGGAAAUCCCCAUUCGAUGUCUGUAUCAUCACAUCUGUCUACAAAGCGGACAGAAGACGUGCGACUCCGGGUACUCCAGUUCUUCAAUGCAAGCCCCGAUGAGUUUGAUGUGGUUUUUGUGGCGAAUGCGACAGCAGCUAUCAAGUUGAUCGGGGAGACUUUUCGAGAUUCUGACCGCAGAGGGUUUUGGUAUGGGUACCACGUUGAUUCCCACACCAGUGUGAUUGGUGUUCGAGAACUCGCGGCCAUGGGCUGUCAAUGUUUUGGUGAUGCCAAUGUAGACACUUGGAUCUCAGAGCUAGGCACAGCUCAGUCUACAAUCCCCAAGUUGUUUGCCUUUCCAGCUCAAUCAAACAUGAACGGUCGACGUCUCCCACUUCAGUGGUGCGGCCAAAUCCGUUCCGCUGCCAAUGAAGGAGGGAAUGUAUUCACCUUGCUUGAUGCCGCCUCGUUUCUAUCUACUGCUCCUCUUGACCUAAGUGAAGCAGCUACCGCACCGGAUUUUACGGCUCUCAGUUUUUACAAAAUCUUUGGGUUUCCUGAUUUGGGGGCUUUGAUUGUUCGAAAAAGCACUGCAUCCGUACUUGAGCGACGGAAGUUUUUUGGCGGGGGUACAGUGGAUAUGGUGAUUGCGGCCGGAGCGCAAUGGCAUGCCAAAAAGGAAACCUCAAUCCAUGAGCAGCUUGAGGACGGCACCCUUCCGUUCCACAGCAUUAUUGCACUUGACGCUGCCCUUGAGACGCACAAACGUCUGUACGGAUCAAUGUCGAAUAUAUCUGCGCAUACUGGGUUUCUCGCUCAGCGGGUCUAUGACCGACUCUCCGCAUUGAGACACUUCAACGGUACGAAGGUCUGUCGGAUUUACCAAUCAAGCUAUGGAAACUUCGCCCUCCAAGGCCCGAUUAUCGCUUUUAAUAUGAGAAAUAGUCACGGGGAGUGGAUCCCUAAGUCCAAAGUAGAGAAACUGGCAACGGUACGGAAUAUUCAACUGCGUUCUGGUUCAGUUUGCAACCCUGGAGGAACGGCCAUGUCUCUCGGAUGGGCAGGUGAAGACCUACGUCGUCAUUAUACCGGUGGCUUACGCUGCGGCGAUGACCAUGACGUGUUGGAUGGCCGGCCAACUGGCAUUUUGCGCGUUAGCAUAGGAGCAAUGACCAAUUUGAAGGAUAUAGAGUCACUCACAGACUUCAUCGAGGAGUUUUAUGUGGAAAGAUUCCCUCCUUUGGUUCCAUUGAGUCCUCAGAUGGAUGAGAAAAGCUUAGUCGCCCCUCAAUUUUAUGUUGAGAGUCUGACGAUAUUUCCCAUCAAAGGCUGUGCCGCCUUCAAGAUUCCUGAAGGCAAGCGUUGGGAGGUCAGAAAAGAAGGGCUUGCAUGGGACGGGGAAUGGUACCUUGUUCAUCUGGUGACCGGUUUUCCCUUGAAACAAAAAGAAUAUCCUCAGAUGGCUUCUAUAUAUCCGUUCCUUGAUAUGGAACGCGGCAUACUUCGCGUCACCUGCAGCCCCAAGGUCAUAAAUGGUCCAUUCAGCCUCGAAAUUCCACUUAUUUGGGACGCCAGAAGUGCUAGUGUUAUGAGUUCACCAGUGCGCUCGAGCUGUCGAAAAGGAGUCUCCAGUGCAUACGAGGAUAGCUCAUGUCUUCGUGCCUACGCAUCGCCGGUGGUCUCGGCAUUCUUUACAGAGCACCUAGGUGUAUCUUGUACCCUCGCGCGAAUCUCUUCACUUGGUGUAAACGUCGAUAUAAAGCCACCAAACCUGGCUAGUAUCUGGAAGAAUCGGUUCCGGAGGUUAGCUAACUUGAGGUCUUUUUCGCGUGCAGACCGAAUACCGCACCAAAAUUGUCAAAAAUAUGUGCUCGUAUCAAACGAAAUGUCUGUUUUGAUUGUAUUCAGGUCUUCAAUCAACUGCCUCAACGAAACAAUCAAAGUAAACACCAAGCAUACCUCUGGCGUGAGCAAGGCGAUCGGUGCAGACAUGUUUAAGAGCAACAUCGUUGUUGCUGAGCGGGUCUGUCCGUCAGCUCGUGCCGAACAACCCUAUGCCGAAGACCACUGGUCAUCUGUUCGCAUUGGGCAAGACCAGCUCUUAUUUGAUACCCUUGACCCUUGCCAGCGCUGUCAGAUGCUAUGCGCUGACCAGCUUACCGGAGCACAACGUAAUGAAAUCUUGGAUGCGCUGCCCAGGAUGCGAAAGGUCAAUGGGAGAGUCCAGUUCGGUAGAUAUGCGACAAUGUCGACAAAGGAUGGUGGGAACGCUGAGAGAAAUAUUCCAGCCAGCGGGACUAUUAUGGUGGGGGAUGUUGUGUUGCCAUCAAAUCAGAACAACUAG
This is a messenger RNA of Penicillium hordei, 2517 nucleotides long. RefSeq lists its product as uncharacterized. Gene Ontology annotation, molecular function: molybdenum ion binding; molybdenum cofactor sulfurtransferase activity; pyridoxal phosphate binding. The record is from RefSeq and is a predicted model, not a curated record. The coding region runs from base 1 to 2517 and encodes 838 amino acids. NCBI's taxonomy places the organism in Eukaryota, Fungi, Ascomycota, Eurotiomycetes, Eurotiales, Aspergillaceae. Gene Ontology annotation, biological process: Mo-molybdopterin cofactor biosynthetic process. The transcript has 2 exons.